AUGGCGCAAGACGGUGGUGCGGAUGAACCAAUGGUCAUCAAUCAGGGAAGGGCGGGGCUCAAGCAGAGUUUGCACCAUCCCAACGCCGGACGAAGCGCAACCAACGCAACUAUACCGGCAGUGAGCGAGGCGCAGCGUGGGGGAGUAGAGGAGCAAACUACGUUGAAGAAAGAUUUGGCUAACCUAGUGAAGGAGGGCGCGCUAGAGGAGGUCGUCCAGAUAGUCCAUAGGUAUGCAGCUAUAGAGGCGCAAAAGGCCACUGAGGCCAACGCAAACACGGCAAUGAUUACGACAGAAAACCGAAACACCGAAGCAAUCACGCGAGACGAACUCAACAGGUCCAUCGAAGCAACAUUUCAACGCUUUAUGCCAAAGACACCCCAAGCAGUACCAGGGACAACAUGA
Molecule: messenger RNA, 405 nt
Organism: Anthostomella pinea
Lineage: Eukaryota; Fungi; Ascomycota; Sordariomycetes; Xylariales; Xylariaceae
Source: the annotation of a GenBank genome assembly